This is a messenger RNA of Cantharellus anzutake, 987 nucleotides long. RefSeq lists its product as uncharacterized. NCBI's taxonomy places the organism in Eukaryota, Fungi, Basidiomycota, Agaricomycetes, Cantharellales, Hydnaceae. Bases 1 to 987 code for a protein of 328 amino acids. Gene Ontology annotation, biological process: SRP-dependent cotranslational protein targeting to membrane. Gene Ontology annotation, cellular component: signal recognition particle, endoplasmic reticulum targeting. The record is from RefSeq and is a predicted model, not a curated record. The transcript is spliced from 4 exons. Gene Ontology annotation, molecular function: 7S RNA binding; protein binding; ribosome binding.
AUGGCGUCCAAGCCUGGCGGCAAGCCCCCUGCCCCAUCAGCCCCUCUCAGAAAGAAAGAACAUAAAGCAUCAUCCAAACGUAGAAAUAAACCAAGAUUGACAAAGCCUCCACGAUCACGGGAAGAUCAGCUCCGGAGAUACUUUACUUCGCUGUGUGCUCAGAUUGAUGCUGGGUUCCCAAAGAAUGCCAUAAAAACGUGCAAUCGAAUCCUUCGACUGUUGCCGAACGACGAGGAUACGUCUCGUACCAAACUCUUCCUGUUACUGCAAACAGAUCAGUAUAAGGAAGCAUUGAGCCUUCUGGAGGAAAGCCAGGGAUCACUUAGAGAUUUCAGUAAAGCAUACGUACUAUAUCGCCUUCGGCGUGAAGACGAGGCUGCUGCGAUUUUGUCGAACCUUCUUCAGAACGCUGGUUCGGGGGACAGCGGGGCUCUUCAUCUUGAUGCUCAGGUGAAAUAUCGCGCUGGUGACUAUGAAGGCGCUCGAGCGAUCUACGAACAAUUACUCGAUACUUGUCCACCAGACACAGACGAGUACUCUGACAUCCUCACCAAUAUCGCGGCUGCCCAAGCCCACAUUGAUUUCUUCACCAAAGAUUACCUAAAGGCUGUCCACUCCCUUCCCAACUUAUCCUCGCUAGAAUCGCUCCCGCCACCAUCGACUGCAACUCACACUCACCUUCCCCUUCAACCUUCUCCUGGAGACAACCAACCCACGGCCCCUGUCGCGCUUAAACCUCCACGGAAAUCACGGAUACCGAAGAAUGUGGUGUUGGGCGUUACACCUAUGCCUGAUCCUGAGAGGUGGUUGAAGAAAAGAGAAAGAACGAAAGUGGAUGGACGUUGGAAGAAAGCAAAGAAAGGUGGGAUGGGGAUUGGCGCCACUCAGGGUAGUAUUGUUCCGGAGUCUAAGAGCGAGGGGCCAUCUGCAGGAGGGAGUGGCGGAGGCGCAAGAGCAGGAGCAGGGAAGAAGGGAAAGAAAAAGUGA